Molecule: messenger RNA, 1015 nt
Organism: Rhinichthys klamathensis goyatoka
Lineage: Eukaryota; Metazoa; Chordata; Actinopteri; Cypriniformes; Leuciscidae
Gene: cutc
Product: cutC copper transporter homolog (E. coli)
Exons: 9
Coding region: 17-835 (272 amino acids)
Molecular function (GO): copper ion binding
Source: RefSeq, a predicted model, not a curated record
CAGUGUGAAUCUCGACAUGUGUGAAUCUCGCGAGAGUUUGACAGUGAGAAACGCUUCCGGCGCUGGACGCUCACGCGAGAUGUGUGACGGUCUCCUGAUGGAGGUGUGUGUGGACUCAGUCGAGUCAGCCGUAAACGCAGAGAGGGGAGGAGCGGGUCGUAUCGAGCUGUGCGGUAACCUGCUGGAGGGAGGGACGACGCCCAGUACAGGUCUGCUGCAGGUGGUGAAGGAGAGCGUGCGGGUCCCGGUGUACGUGAUGAUCCGGCCCCGUGGAGGAGACUUCAUGUAUUCGCACUGGGAGGUGGAGGUGAUGAAGAGGGACAUGGAGCUGAUGAAGAGUCACCGGGCCGACGGGCUGGUGUUCGGGGCGCUGACGGGGGACGGCCGAGUGGACACUGAGCUCUGCGUCGAGCUGAUGGCGGCUUGUCGACCUCUACCGGUUACAUUCCACAGAGCCUUCGAUAUGGUCCAGGAUCCAGUGGCUGCGCUGGAGGUUCUGGUCUCGCUGGGCUUCGAGAGGGUUCUGACCAGUGGCUGUGACAGCUCUGCACUGGAAGGCUUACCUGUGAUCAAACGACUGGUGGAACAGGCAAAAGGCAGAAUAGCAAUAAUGCCAGGCGGGGGAAUCACCGAGAGAAACCUUCAGAGGAUCCUCGAGGGCUCGGGCGCUCAGGAGUUUCACUGCUCCGCUCGCUCCAGCAAAGACUCCAGCAUGAAGUUCAGGAACUGUAACGUCAGUAUGGGAGGCUCUCUGGCCGUACCGGAGUAUGCAGUGAAAGUGGCCGACGUGACAAAAGUGCGGACGCUGAACGCCAUCGCGAGGAACACUCUCUAGCAUGCAUGGAGAAUCCUGCAACACUCCUGUACAAACUCUUCGACUUCUUCUUCAAUAAGGAAAUUACUGUGAAACUGCUCUGUGACGAUUCAAAACGACAGUUGUAGACGUCAAGAUCAGCGUAGCCUUUGGCAUUGAGAUGAUUUGCAGGUGUGAAAUAAAAUCUCCCAAUACUUUUGA